Messenger RNA from Pseudophryne corroboree (corroboree frog), 1816 nucleotides. RefSeq names its product eukaryotic translation initiation factor 2 subunit gamma (gene EIF2S3). Bases 56 to 1474 code for a protein of 472 amino acids. Gene Ontology annotation, cellular component: eukaryotic translation initiation factor 2 complex; cytosol. The transcript is spliced from 12 exons. NCBI's taxonomy places the organism in Eukaryota, Metazoa, Chordata, Amphibia, Anura, Myobatrachidae. Gene Ontology annotation, biological process: formation of translation preinitiation complex. The record is from RefSeq and is a predicted model, not a curated record. Gene Ontology annotation, molecular function: translation initiation factor activity; tRNA binding; GTP binding.
GUGAGCAGCAUUCUGGGACUGACUGUCGUGUGCCGGAUACUUCCUCUUCACCAAAAUGGCGGGCGACGAGUCGGGAGUCACUCUCGGGCAGCCGCAUCUCUCCAGGCAGGAUCUCACUACCCUGGAUGUCUCCAAACUGACGCCCCUUUCCAGAGAGAUCAUCAGCAGACAAGCGACAAUUAACAUAGGUACCAUCGGUCAUGUAGCCCAUGGUAAAUCCACCGUAGUAAAAGCCAUUUCUGGUGUACACACUGUCCGAUUUAAGAAUGAACUGGAGAGAAAUAUCACCAUCAAGCUUGGUUAUGCCAAUGCCAAGAUCUAUAAACUCGACGACCCUAGCUGUUCCCGUCCCGAAUGCUAUCGGUCCUGUGGUAGCAGCACUCCUGAUGAGUUUCCUGCAGACAUGUCCAAUGCCAAGGGCAAUUUUAAGUUGGUCAGGCACGUGUCCUUUGUGGAUUGCCCAGGACACGAUAUUUUGAUGGCCACUAUGCUGAACGGUGCAGCGGUUAUGGAUGCCGCCUUGCUGUUAAUAGCUGGCAAUGAAUCCUGUCCGCAGCCCCAGACCUCGGAGCAUUUGGCUGCUAUAGAAAUCAUGAAACUAAAACACAUCCUCAUUUUACAAAAUAAGAUUGAUUUGGUUAAGGAAAGUCAGGCCAAGGAACAAUACGAGCAGAUCCUUGCGUUUGUACAAGGUACAGUUGCUGAGGGGGCUCCGAUCAUUCCGAUCUCUGCUCAGCUGAAGUAUAACAUUGAGGUAGUUUGUGAGUAUAUUGUAAACAAAAUCCCAGUGCCUCUGCGAGACUUCUCUUCUGAGCCAAGGCUUAUUGUUAUCCGGUCUUUUGAUGUCAACAAACCUGGAUGUGAAGUUGAUGAUCUAAAAGGUGGUGUAGCUGGAGGCAGUAUUCUAAAAGGUGUAUUAAAGGUGGGGCAGGAAAUAGAGGUGCGUCCUGGCAUUGUUUCCAAGGACAGUGAAGGAAAACUCAUGUGCAAGCCAAUCUUCUCCAAAAUAGUUUCCCUCUUUGCGGAGCACAAUGAUCUACAGUACGCUGCUCCGGGAGGCCUUAUUGGUGUUGGUACCAAGAUUGACCCAACGCUGUGUCGUGCUGACCGUAUGGUUGGGCAAGUUCUAGGUGCAGUUGGCGCUCUACCAGAAAUAUUCACAGAGCUGGAGAUCUCUUACUUCCUCCUACGCCGUCUUCUCGGAGUCCGCACAGAAGGUGACAAGAAGGCUGCAAAGGUGCAAAAACUGUCUAAGAAUGAGGUUUUGAUGGUCAACAUUGGGUCCUUGUCCACCGGAGGUCGUGUCAGUGCCGUGAAAGCGGAUUUAGGAAAAAUUAUGCUCACAAACCCAGUGUGCACGGAAGUAGGCGAGAAAAUAGCUCUCAGUCGGAGGGUUGAGAAACAUUGGCGUUUGAUUGGCUGGGGUCAGAUAAGAAGAGGCGUGACCAUAAAGCCGACUGUUGAUGACGACUAGACAGCGGAGAUGCAGACCACCAAUGCUGCUAAAAUGUUUUAAGAAUAAUCUGAAAACUCCGGCCAUACACUUAUGGAGAAAAUGCCACCUGCCGGGAUAACCUAACUCUUCAUACACCACAAGUUCACUUAUAGCCCCAAUUUCUAAUUUAUAAUUGAGCAGUUUUGCAGCACAAAAUGAACACUUGAUGCUGUCCAGAGACCUUCUGCUCUGUAACCCAGUGAAUUCUAUGCUUUUGUUAUAAAGUAUAAUACCGUAUUCUUCAUUCUUCCUGAAGUGACCCCAAUCUUCAGGACUUCUAUCAUCAAUGAAUGAGUCAAGAAAUAAAAUCCAAAAGACCAA